This is a messenger RNA of Osmia lignaria (orchard mason bee), 856 nucleotides long. RefSeq names its product trafficking protein particle complex subunit 4-like protein Trs23 (gene Trs23). The record is from RefSeq and is a predicted model, not a curated record. Gene Ontology annotation, biological process: endoplasmic reticulum to Golgi vesicle-mediated transport. NCBI's taxonomy places the organism in Eukaryota, Metazoa, Arthropoda, Insecta, Hymenoptera, Megachilidae. Gene Ontology annotation, cellular component: TRAPP complex.
ACUUAUAAAAAACAUAUUGUAAAUGUGUGCUUAACAAUGGUUAUUUACGGUGUUUAUAUCGUAUCAAAAUCAGGUGGACUAAUUUUUAAUCACGAUCACAAUGUUCCACGAAUUGAGAAUGAAAAGACAUUUAAUUACCCGCUAGAUAUAAAGUUAGGUUAUGAAAACAAAAAGGUGGUUGUAUCAUUUGGCCAAAAGGAUGGAAUAAAUGUGGGUCAUGCAUUAACAGCAGUAAAUGGAAGUCCUGUGGUAGGAAGAGAAUUAGAAAAUGGAAAAGAUGUAUUUGAACUGCUUGAGCAGCCAGAAAAUUUUCCUGUAUCGCUCCGAUUUAGUCGUGCCAGAAUGACAACGAAUGAAAAGAUUUUUCUAGCAUCUAUGUUUUAUCCUUUGUUUGCAAUUGCUAGUCAGUUAAGUCCUGAACCACGUUGUUCUGGAAUUGAAAUUUUGGAAGCUGAUACAUUUAGAUUACAUUGUUACCAAACAUUAACUGGUAUCAAAUUCAUUGUCGUCGCCGAACCUACACAAAGUGGAAUAGAAAUUUUAUUGAAAAGGGUAUUUGAAUUAUAUGCGGAUUAUGCUUUAAAAAAUCCAUUUUACUCAUUGGAAAUGCCAAUCAGAUGCGAACUGUUUGAGUCCAAUUUACAGACUUUGUUGGAGAAUGUUGAAAAGUCUGGCGCUGGUACCGUUUAAUGAAAUCUAAAAGUAAUCUAUAAAAUAGAUCAGACACGUUUAAUACUGGUGCCGCUCGAAUGGGGUGAAUUUGUUAAAUAUGUUUAUAUUUGACAGUGUAACAUAGACUAUGUUGUAAAUGAUAAUAAAUGUAAACGAUUUAAGUUUUCAUAUUUAAUAUGAAAUA